ACCGAAAUCAGAAUGUUAUGUUUUGCUUAUGGAUAAGCAGCUGUUUGAGGCACACCAACCGCUGGGCCGAGUAAAUCUGAACAAAGAACUCUGCGGAAUAUUUACAGAUAAAUCCCCAAAGACUCCUGUCACAUUGUCAAAUGUGCAAGUGCUGCGUGCAGUGACCGACGUCGUUGUGUUUUUAAUACUUCAGGACAGUGUUGUGAACAACGCUUUGUUGACGCAUUGCAUCUGUUCCUCUUACUCGUCGAUGACUAUAGCUCGUUUCUGGACUUAAAAUUAUUAGUGUUGGGAUAUAUAACUCUGGAAUGAUAACGGCACGAUUCAAAUUCUUCCUAUAUCGUAUGUCCAUUAUAUUAAACAAGUAAAUACGGAUUUCAAAGCAAUGUAGUUUGAUUCUCCAAAUUGUUAUGAACAUUAACAUUUUUGGGAUGAACAGUUUUCCUCUUUUGAAGACAUUUUCUUUUUAUAUUGUGGACAACUUGUAAUGUAGCUGAUGUGUGUAUUUUUUUGACCCUGGAACCUGAUCAGAGUCAGGUCACCGUGGUGUGCUGUGAUAGAAGGACCAUUUUAAGUGUUUUUUGUUUUCCGUUGAACUUUUUAAUUUCAAAGCUGGAGGGGAUCACUUUAAGAUUCCGCACUAGUAAUACUAGUAACCCGAAAACUGGAGAUAUCUACAGUAUCGAGAUGGUGAAGACUUUCCAAGCCUACUUACCCAACUGCCAUCGGACUUACAGCUGUAUACACUGCCGGGCGCAUCUGGCAAAUCAUGAUGAACUAAUAUCAAAGUCAUUCCAAGGGAGUCAAGGACGUGCAUACCUAUUCAAUUCCGUAGUGAAUGUUGGUUGUGGACCAGCUGAAGAAAGGGUGCUCUUGACUGGACUUCAUGCUGUCGCAGAUAUUUACUGUGAAUGCUGCAAGACAACUCUUGGGUGGAAAUAUGAACAUGCCUUUGAAUCCAGCCAAAAAUAUAAGGAAGGGAAGUUUAUCAUUGAGCUCGCUCAUAUGAUAAAAGAGAAUGGCUGGGAUUGAGUGUGGAGGGUGCUCACUGCCUGAACUGUGCAGGCGCCGUUUCUGCAGUGAGCAGAACCCGCAGGAGAGUGCUCAUCCCUCAUCGCAGUCAAGCAGGAAAGCCUACCUGUGUCAUGAUCGCUCCCACUCUUGGUGUUUCGCAUCCGCCACUGCGCUUGUUUGUGGCUCAUCCAUUCUUUCACAUAACAUUGCAUUAACUCAAAACCUUUACAGAGUGUCUACCGAUGAUAAAAACUAGAUUUAAUAAGUUCUUGAUUCAUUCCCAUUUUUAUUUCCCCAUCUCAGUUUUUGAAGAAACUUGAUUUUUGUACCCGGUGUUUUACUUUGUCUGUUAGCCGAUUUCCGUUAUGUUUUUAUUUAAAAUUUUUAGUUUUUGUUAGUUAUUUUUAGCAUGGACUAUUUUUGAUUAAAACAUGUAUGUAUUUCUGAGUAGUCAUCUAAAUUUGUUGCUUCUUUUGACCAGAUUUUGAUUAUAGCUCAUAGAUUUCAGAUUUAAAUCUUAUGUUGAUAUCUUGCUUAAUGUCUAUGCUUUAUUUCUUGUUAAAGUUAAAUAUUUUUUAAGUAAAGAAAAUGAAUAUGUAAUCAUAUUAUUGGGUUUAAUUUACUUUUGUUUAAUUUGGUAGACACCCUGUAUUAUACUUAUCUUAAAUAUAGGAAUAAACCAUGAGAAAAAAAAAUAAUUUAGACCAUACUUAAAACAAAUUUUGCCUCCUUGUGUUCUGUUAACAUUUUAAGGAAAUUCUUACUUGUUUUAUCUGCUCUAGUAAUGCUUUGGUGUAGGCUCUUGAAGCCUGGUUAUUGCAGUGUUAGUGUUCUCAUCCAUUUGUCAUCUUGUAUUGUAAAGUGGAGAUUGUUUUGUGGGUAAUUGUUUGUGCUAUGGGAUUUCCCAAAGUGGAUAUCCUUUCUUGUUUUUAGAUGACUUGUGUUACAGGUAGGAAUAUGAAUAGCUUGGCACUUAUACAUGCUGUACAAAUCAUCACUUGACUGCACUUCACGACCAUUUGUUCAUAAUUUGUACAUAAAAACUUUUUUAAUGUUUAUUUUUUUUCCUCCUUCAUAUUGCCAUAGUUUUUUUUUCUAGCAUUUAUGUUGGCCACUCUCCUGAGUUGUAUAAAAUAUUUUUUUAAAUAUAAUUCCUAUCCACCCUCAUUUAAGUUUUUAAAGUUGUUUGUUGCCAGUCUUUCCUUCUUUUUGUAAUGGCUGCUGUAAAAAUAAGAAUACGAACAGAAAAAUUUAUGUCAACGUCACAUUCACACGUGCUAUUACUAUAGCUGAUCUUCAGUUGACUAAAGAAAAUAUGCAUAGUUUUGUAGCAAAGAAACUGAAAGAGAUAAGAAUUUUAUUUUUUAUUCACAUAUUGAAUUAAUGAUUGCAUUGUUGAAGCUCCCUGUAAAGUUGAAGCUUUCGAAGGGUAUAAUGGAUAAAGGUGCUAUGGAAAAUUGAAAUCAAAUGUAUUUGAAGUGUAUUGAAUGAUUUAUUCCAAAAGAUAAUUGUAUUUGUUGUGCAUUGUAAAGUUUUCAAGCUGUACUGUAUUGUGGUGUGAAAUUUUAAAACAUAACACCCUCAUCUACUAUUAACCUUCAAUAAAAUAAUGUUUAAAUUGUUGAAAAGUGUAUUGAAGAAAUGGUGCAAUAACUUUUAGUCUGUUUUUCUCCUUAUUAUCAUACAUCAUUAUUUCACAGAAAUUAAACAUUGCUAAACUUCAAAUUUUGUGGUAACUGGAAAGUUUGACAUUUUUGAUACAUUCUAAAAAUAGUAGAUUAAAAAUUCUCACUAGUCAUUUUGUUAAAUUUUGCAAUAAAAAUUAUUUACCAUUUUAUAAAGAACUUUUUAAAUUUAUGUCCUCUCAGCGAAUAAAUCUUGUCCUGACUUGUUAUUUUGAUGUUGGCUGUAUUUAAAAGUGAGAUUUUAAUAUGAUAGCUUAAAUUGUAAAUUGUUUUAAUCUAUAACUCCCCAUAACAGUGGCAGCUACUUUUGAAAAUAAAAGUACUUAUUUUUUUAUCUGAUUGUUGGCUUUAUUUUUAUUUGAGACUAAUUUGUAUUUUAAGUUUACUUAAAAGAAGUGAUGAUAGGAAUGAAUAUUCAAUUUCAUUUUAUUUAUCUCUCAAAUUUCUUAGAAUGGCCAAAUUCUAAAAUGUUCAAGAUUUACAAUUUUAGAAUUUGAGAGAAACCUGAAAUGAAAUGAAGUUUUCAUUAUUAAUUUUUGUCCAUCAUUACAUUUGAAUAUAAUAUGAAAAAUUAAUGUUGAAAAUUUCUCCAUUUCGUACUCAAAAUGCUAUUAUGUUGUAUUGAAAGUUUUUUGAAUGAGUGAAGUUGAGUGGACUGAAAAUGUUGAAACCCAUCCAUUAAAUAAUUCAUGGAAGGAGAAAAAAAAACAUUUAAAUGUUUACUUUUAAAUAUAUUAAUGAUAUUUUGAUGAUUUCUCUGGUGAAUCAAUUACUUUUAUUAUAUUUUUUGUUAAUAUUUAAUGCACAAUAAUAAAUUUUUUUAAAAAAAUUACUUUACGAAUUAAAAAAAUUCUAUAAAAAAAGUUCAUUGAAAACUAGUUUUAACAUUGUUAGCUUAUGAAUUCAGUAUGUAUUAUUAUAAUGUCCGUCAUAUGAUGCUUUAGGAAUUUUUUUUAUUGUGUUGAAUCUUUGUUAUUUUUUUAACUACCAAAGAUUUUGUUGUAUUUUAAAUUAAUUCAAUAGUCUGCUUAUUUUAAUAUUAAAAAACUUAUGUUUAACCAAAUAUUUGUUAAAUAAAUUUAUGGAUAUUCUAUGUUAUCUAGAAUAAAAAAUUUUUAAUAUAAGAUAAUAAUUUUUUAAAGGGAAAAAAUUGUGUUAAAAUAUUAACAAAGGAGAUAAAGUUCAAUUUUUUUUUUCUUUACAAAUUUCUUUCAAUAAGCACCGAAUGAAUUUCUGAAGUAAUCCUAUCCUUUUAUUUUGUUUAGUGGUGCAUUUUAUUGCGGUUUUAAAAAAUUGGUCUUAAUUGAAAUACAUUAGAAUUUAUAUAACUUUAUAUAUUAUUGAUUUAUUAAAUUAGCAUUCCACUGCAUGUGAUAACACAGAUGACUUAUAAUUACAUUAUGUGAAUUACUGAAAUACCAAAACGAAAAUUAUUAAUUGUAGUACUAUCCUAAAUUUUUUUAAUUUUUAACGCUUUUUUCCAUAUACAGUCUGAAAUUUGUGUCUUAAUUAUUAGCUUACUUUUCAGGGAUUUGAAAUCAUAAUUAUCUUUUCUGUUCACAUUCUUCAAGUUCUAAUUAGUUAAAAAAUUUCGAUUACAAAUUUCUCUAGUUAAGUGGGAAUUAUUUUUGCUUUUUGCUAUAUAUUUAAAAUGUCAAGUGGAAAUAAUGAUUAUUCUUGCUUGUCUGCAUACUAAAUUAACUCUGCUGGGUGGUUGUAUGAAGCAUUUCUGGGGACUUUAAGAAGAUUAACAUUAUGAAAGAUAAAGUUGUGAAUCUACUUUAUUUGCCUUUUUUGUAUAAUGUUGUAGGCUUUAUUUAUUAAUGAAAACUGCAGGCAGUUUUGUUUCAAUUAGAAUUAAUUGAAAUUUAAAUAUCUUGAGUAUUUCUAUGUUAUGGUUUGAUGAUAAUAUAACAUUUUAAUUUUUCCAAAAAUUCAUGCACUGAAAACUGGUAAAAAGGUUUUUGAAACAGACUGAAAAUGAAAUUUUGUGAGUUAUUGCACCAUUGUCUUCCAUAUUUGUAAAAAAUGCAAACAAAAAAAAUGUUUGAAAAAAUGUAAUUAUCUUGUACAGAACACAGCCUAUCUUUUAUCCUAACAAACUAGUGAACCCCUUCAACAGAAAGUGAGAAAGUGUGUAUAUAUAAUUAUUCACUAUAUAUAUAUAUGUAAAAAAAUAAAAAAAAAAAUCUGUAACUCUAUAUAUACAUAUAUCAAAAUCAGGGAAGAAAAUAGACUAGAGCAUUUGCCCAGGUACUGAUGGACAGGAUAUGUAUAAUAUUAAAAUAACAAGCAAAAAGUGUAUAUUAAGUACUAACCGCUGUAAGUCACUUGGCAGAAUCCUUGCUUUGGGCUAUGUGCUUUCUAAUUUCUUCUCUGAUCAAAUUAUUAAUGAAUAACUCAGUGUUACCCGUGAUAUAUGUUGGGGGGGAUUUAACAUGAAUUUUUUUAAUUCUUAAGAGAAGAAGAAAAAACUUAUUUAUUAGUUCCUGACGCAAGUGACAACCACUUCUGUCAAAAGACAUCGUCCCCCAAAUGGAUGAUGGAAUCUAUAUUUUUGGUAUAAACUCUUGGUUCGAUCCUGAAGCAAAACCGUGAUAGCACUUUUUUUUUUGGUCCAGGAGUUGCUCUGUGUAUUGUUUUUAUUUAUUACCCUUAGGUGUGUGAAUUGCUUACUCAUGGACAAGUGUUGUCUGUCUUCCUUUAUUUAAACAAAUAAAAGCCAUUUUGCUUUCG
Messenger RNA from Argiope bruennichi, 5435 nucleotides. It is a transcript of the gene Ypel, whose product is annotated as protein yippee-like 1. NCBI's taxonomy places the organism in Eukaryota, Metazoa, Arthropoda, Arachnida, Araneae, Araneidae. The transcript is spliced from 6 exons. The record is from RefSeq and is a predicted model, not a curated record. Bases 688 to 1032 code for a protein of 114 amino acids.